Messenger RNA from Parus major (Great Tit), 2726 nucleotides. It is a transcript of the gene E2F2, whose product is annotated as E2F transcription factor 2. Gene Ontology annotation, molecular function: DNA-binding transcription factor activity, RNA polymerase II-specific; protein dimerization activity; RNA polymerase II cis-regulatory region sequence-specific DNA binding. NCBI's taxonomy places the organism in Eukaryota, Metazoa, Chordata, Aves, Passeriformes, Paridae. The record is from RefSeq and is a predicted model, not a curated record. Gene Ontology annotation, biological process: regulation of transcription by RNA polymerase II. Gene Ontology annotation, cellular component: RNA polymerase II transcription regulator complex. Bases 420 to 1703 code for a protein of 427 amino acids. The transcript is spliced from 6 exons.
UCGGGCGGGAGCGGAGCCGGGCGCGGGGGUCCCGGCCCAGGCGGGGCCGCGCUCCCGCCGCCCCGGGCCCAUACGGCCCCAGUGCGGCUGAUUUUUAGGGCCAAAAGUGAAUUUUCCGCCGGUCUCGGAGGCAUCGCCGCCGUGUUCUUCUCUGCAGGUUUUUCGGGGGGGAAUUUGGGGACCGGCCGGUGGCAUCGCCAGCUGGAACGCCUCCUCGGUCCCCCCAAAAUGCCACGGCAGAAAUUGUGACCCCCUCCCGGCUACGGAAUCGCGGGGUGCUCCUGCCCCCUUCCCCGGGCCGGGCUUCUCGGAAAAGACUGCAAUGCUGCGGCUCCCCAGAGGAGUGUCCCGCGCCCCGGGGAGGGGGGGUACCGCCCCCCCCCCCCCCCCCCCCUACCCACCACCACCCGAAGAAGGUCAUGUCAGUGGUGGGCUCCUGUGAUCCGGGGGCUUCCAGCCUGGGCAGCCCCCCGUUAUCCGCAGGCUGUUUCACCCAGGUCUACACGCCGGCGGCUGUCAGCGCCCCCGCUUCUCGGGGCGGAUCUCUCUGUGACACCCCCCAAGGCCCCGAGCUCAGGACCCUCUGUUCAGCCUCGGCGGGACGGCUGCCGGCCAAGAGGAAGCUGGACCUGGAGGGCCCCGAAUUUCGCAUGCCCAAGGGGAAAGGCUGGACACUGGCACAGGUCCCCAGCCCCAGGAGGGGGGUCUCUUGUUUCCCCACAGCCCCCAAGUCUCCCGGGGAGAAGACUCGCUACGACACCUCAUUGGGGCUGCUCACCAAAAAAUUCAUCCAUUUGCUGAACGAGUCUCCUGAUGGUGUUGUGGAUCUGAACCGGGCUGCCGAGGUGCUGGAGGUCCAGAAACGUCGCAUCUACGACAUCACCAACGUACUGGAGGGCAUCCAACUCAUCCGCAAGAAAUCCAAGAACCACAUCCAGUGGAUGGGGACGGGGAUCUUUGAGGAUGCAGCGAUGGUGGCGAAGCAGCAAGUGCUGCAAGGGGAUCUGGCUGAACUGGCUGGGACAGAGAGGAUGCUGGACCGGCUCAUGCAGGACUGUGCCCUGCAGAUCCAGCAGCUGGCUGACAAUGAGACCAACCAGAGGCUGGCAUACGUCACCUACCAGGACCUCUGUGCCAUCAGCAGCUUCCAGGAACAGACGGUGAUUGCCGUGAAGGCUCCCCCUGAAACACAGCUGGAGGUGCCAGAUUUCAGCCAGGAGAACGUCCAGCUCCACCUGAAGAGCACCAAUGGCCCCAUUGAGGUGUACCUCUGCCCAGAAGAGAUCACAGAAGAAAGCCGCACCAAGGAGCACCCUGUUCCCUUUGCUGCCACCUCCCCACGGGACCACCCCGUACCCCUUUCCCCGCCAAACAGCUCCCCACCAGCUAAACAGCCACCCUACCCCAUCUCCCAGAGCUGGGGGGGCACAGGAAGCCCUCUCUCACCCCCAUCUCUGCCUCUUCCCAUCCAGGGGGGACCCAGCUCACUGCUGGAGAUGGAGCCUGGACUCCUGGGUUCCCCUACCCACCUUCUGCAGCAGACGGAGGACCAGCUGCCCUGCACCCCCUCCCACCUGGACUCGGGACCCUUCAUCACCUUCUCACCCGCCCUGGAACAGGAUGACUAUCUCUGGGGGCUUGAGGGCGAGGGUGUCACAGACCUCUUUGAGACAUAUGACCUGGGGGACCUGCUGAAGCACUGAGUGUCCCCCCGCCAGUCAUCAUUUCCUUUGUUCCCUCUGGCCACUUGUGUCCUGAGCGCAUGGGAUCUGUGUGGGGUGACUGGAGAGAUUGGGGAGCACGGGUUUUUCUGAGGAUGGCAGAGAGAGGGGGACUUGUGUUGCUCACCCAGUGUGGCUCUAUGCACUCUCCUGGGUUGGUUGUCACCUCACUGGGCUCUGGGAGUGCCCUGGGAUCCAUCCAGGACUCAUCCCAGCAUGCCCCCAUAAAUCCAUGGGGUACUGAUGCUUCCCACCAUUACCCCACAGUUGGGGGUACCUUUUGAGUGCCCCAGAUGGGUUAGGGGCACCCUUGGGUGGCAGAGAAACCUCUGCCCAGAAUGGUCUGUGUCAUGUUUUGGGGUCACUCCAGUUGUUCCUCAGUUAAACUGGUUCUUCAUGGUCUCAACAGGUCAUUUCCAGUGGCACAUUCCCACCAUGGCUGGAAUAUCCUUAAAAAAACAUUCAGGCAGCAAAACUGAAGUCAUCUUUGGGUGAGGGAAGGAUGAAGCUCACAUGGCUCUGGCAAAUCUCUGGCCAGAACAUGGAGCUGUAUUCUCUGAGGGACUGCAGCCCCUCUGCCCCAGUCCACACCAGUUCCCUCCCUCCAGCCUCUGGGAGCUAUUGGUGCUGGGAGUAUAAAAACUGGAAUGUACAGGGAAGAGGUAUGCCUGGAGGAGGCGAUGACCUGCAAGAGAGGGGCUUGGGAAACAGCUUGGGACAAGCCCUGGGACAUGGGGUAGGAUAGGGAUUUUAAUUGUGCCAUUCCUUGCAAAAUAUCUGUAAUUAUUGCACUGUAUUUAUCUGGGUUCCCCCUUUGGUGUGGGGCUGGGAGGGGUUGGAUUUGUCAGUGGGUGUAUUUAAGUUUUCCUUCCUUGGGUUGUUGGUGCCCCUGUAGAUUGGCUCAAGAGAUGGUGUGGGUGAGAAUAUGUUUUGGCCUGGAAAAAUGUGUGGGACUUUUUCUGCCCAGGAGGGGUUGAAAUAAAAUAUAAUUUUGGAGUUCUAAAA